This is a messenger RNA of Rhineura floridana, 2783 nucleotides long. RefSeq names its product TATA-box binding protein associated factor 5 like (gene TAF5L). Gene Ontology annotation, biological process: regulation of DNA-templated transcription. The transcript is spliced from 5 exons. The coding region runs from base 535 to 2301 and encodes 588 amino acids. Gene Ontology annotation, molecular function: protein binding; transcription coactivator activity. The record is from RefSeq and is a predicted model, not a curated record. Lineage: Eukaryota; Metazoa; Chordata; Lepidosauria; Squamata; Rhineuridae. Gene Ontology annotation, cellular component: nuclear protein-containing complex; histone acetyltransferase complex.
UUCCGGCACAUCCUCAUUUUCUUUUCCCUUCUCCGGCGUCACCUUCACCCGAACCAGCGAGUUGGAGGAGCGGGGGUGGAAGGAAGAGAAAGAGAUCCGCAGACAUUUCUAGCCGAAUGUCGAGAGGGUCAGCCUUCUCAUUGGCUGGCAGGCUGCGCCUGCGCGGUCGCCUUCCUCCCCGGCCUCGCUCUCCUCCUUCUCUGUGUCAGUGCCGUCAGUCAUGGAGUGGCUGCUUCGAGCCGCGGUGGCAGCACUAGUCAAAACAGAAGCAAUACCAGCGCUUGCAGCCCGGGACGUCCAAGUCUGUCUUGUUGGCCGAAGACCCAGUAACGAGAAGUGGCUGCACGCGCGCGCGCCGGGGUCCGCACGAGUGGCUGGAGCAGUACUAACAUUAGCGGCGGCGUCUCGCGCCACUGGGCUCAGUGACUGACGGCGCGAGUCCAGGAAUUUCGUCUCGUGCCUGCACUAGAAGUCACACACGCAUACGCAGCGUCCCUCUCUCUCUUCCUCCUCCUUGCCUGCGAUGCUCUAGUCAUGAAACGUGUACGUGCAGAACAGAUUCAGAUGGCAGUUUCCUGCUACCUCAAACGCAGGCAAUAUGUAGACUCGGAAGGUCCUCUGAAACAAGGGCUUCGCUUAAGCCAGACUGCAGAAGAAAUGGCAGCUAAUCUAACAGUUCAGUCUGAAUCAGGUUGUGCCAACAUUAUCUCUGCUGCACCUUGCCUAGCAGAGCCACAACAAUAUGAAGUACAAUUUGGGCGUUUACGCAACUUUCUUACAGAUUCAGAUUCCCAGCACAGCCAUGAAGUGAUGCCUCUUCUAUAUCCUCUCUUUGUCUACCUCCAUCUUAACAUGGUCCAAAAUGGCCUAAAGAGCACAGUGGACAGCUUCUAUAGUCGCUUUCGUGGAAUGUUCUUGCAGAAUGCCAGCCAGAAGGAUAUCAUUGAGCAGUUACAGACCACACUAACGAUUCAAGACAUCCUGUCCAACUUUAAGCUCCGGGCGUUUCUUGACAACAAGUAUGUCGUCCGCCUUCAAGAAGACAGCUAUAAUUUCCUACUUCGCUACCUCCAAAGUGAUGAUAACAAUGCCCUUUGCAAAGUUCUCUCCUUGCACAUUCACUUAGAUGUGCAGCCAGCCAAGAGGAUGGACUACCAGCUAUAUGCUAGUGGUGGCUCUUCACGCAGUGAAAGCAAUGGCCUAGAAUCCACUGACAUGCCUGCUUCCAUCCUGCAGAAUGAGGCAGCCUUGGACAUCCUGCAGGAUAGCAUUAAAAGAGUCAAAGAUGGGCCACCUUCACUCACCACAAUAUGUUUCUAUGCUUUCUAUAACACUGAACAGUUGCUGAACACUGCAGAGAUCUCACCGGAUAGCAAGCUGCUUGCAGCUGGCUUUGACAAUUCCUGUGUAAAGCUGUGGAGCUUGCGGUCCAAGAAGCUGAAAUCUGAGCCUCAUCUGGUAGAUGUAUCCCGAAUCCGCCUGGCAUGUGAUAUCUUGGAUGAGGAGGAUGAUGAUGAUAAUGUGGGUACAGAAAUGAAGAUACUAAGGGGGCACUGCGGACCCGUGUAUAGCACAAGGUUCCUGUCAGACAGUUCAGGACUGUUGUCGUGCUCCGAAGACACAUCCAUCAGAUACUGGGACCUUGGAUGUUUUACAAACACUGUUUUGUACCAAGGGCAUGCCUACCCUGUGUGGGAUCUGGACAUUAGUCCUUGUAGCUUGUACUUUGCCAGCGGUUCCCAUGACCGCACAGCAAGACUCUGGUCAUUUGAUCGGACGUACCCACUGAGGAUAUAUGCAGGCCAUUUGGCAGAUGUGGACUGCAUUAAGUUUCACCCCAAUUCUAACUACUUGGCAACAGGAUCUACAGACAAAACAGUGCGGCUCUGGAGUACACAGCAAGGAAAUACAGUGCGUCUGUUUACAGGUCACCGGGGCCCUGUGUUGUCACUUGCAUUUUCUCCAAAUGGUAAGUAUUUGGCUUCAGCAGGUGAAGACCAGCGUUUAAAGCUAUGGGACUUGGCAUCUGGCACACUUUACAAAGAACUGAGAGGGCACACAGAUAAUAUCACCAGCCUUACUUUUAGUCCGGACAGUAGCUUGAUUGCUUCUGCAUCAAUGGACAAUUCUGUUCGGGUUUGGGAUAUUCGAAACACUUACUGCAAUGCUCCCAUAGAUGGCUCUUCCAGUGAACUAGUUGGUGUAUAUACUGGACAGAUAAAUAAUGUACUGAGUGUACAGUUCAUGGCCUGUAACCUUCUUUUAGUGACUGGAAUUGCACAAGAGAAUCAGGAACAUUAACCUUUUUUAAAAAUGGGUGUGGUGUUAAAAGCCAGAGUCUAUUAUAAACUGAGAUUAUAUAUAAUUGACUGUGAAAAAAAUGUUUUCUUUCCCAUUGGUGGACAUGUCCAGAAUGAUGGAAAUACUGUACUUGAAGAUGUCUUGUAUUGUUGCAAAAAAUAUAGGAAAGGGAAAGCAACAGGAGAACUUCAUUUUAAUUUUAUGUUAGCAGUGCAAUGGCAGGAAGCAAUGAGAGGAAGGAAACCAACAACACAUAAUAUUUUGAUGAAGGUGGAUAGUCCAAACCCAGUCCAGGCAACUGAAGUCAUCAACCUGAAUAUGUUGCAUGAAUGGACAAAUCCUACUUAAAAGUUAUUGGAGAUUUUUGUGUCUGUACUGCAGCUAUUUAGCUCAAUUGACUGUUUUCCCCACUGAAGUUUCUAUGGCACAAGAAUCCUUGCUAUCACCUUGGAAAGAAAAAUGUAUUUUGUCAUAGGGAUGCU